AUGACACCAGAGGCACAGGGCCAAGAUGGAGGCGAAAAUGGUGACACAGAUGGUGAUGGAAGUGGUGACACAGGUAGUGAUGGAGAUAAUGGCACAAAUGGUGAUGGUGGUGGUGGAGGCGGUGGCUCAAACGGAGGUGGUACAGGUGGUGACCAAAAUGGCGGUGGAGGAGGUGAUGGCAAUCAGAACGUUCCACCAAAAACAACCACUUCAGCAUCUAACAUCAUUACUCCUUAUCACGCUGUUUUGGCUCUUUCCUUCCUAUUUUCCUUGAUUUUGAAAAUCUAA
Messenger RNA from Rodentolepis nana, 288 nucleotides. Lineage: Eukaryota; Metazoa; Platyhelminthes; Cestoda; Cyclophyllidea; Hymenolepididae. The record is from the annotation of a GenBank genome assembly.